This is a messenger RNA of Choloepus didactylus (southern two-toed sloth), 1591 nucleotides long. RefSeq names its product endonuclease G (gene ENDOG). Bases 628 to 1524 code for a protein of 298 amino acids. NCBI's taxonomy places the organism in Eukaryota, Metazoa, Chordata, Mammalia, Pilosa, Megalonychidae. The record is from RefSeq and is a predicted model, not a curated record. Gene Ontology annotation, biological process: apoptotic DNA fragmentation. Gene Ontology annotation, molecular function: RNA endonuclease activity; single-stranded DNA endonuclease activity; metal ion binding. The transcript has 3 exons. Gene Ontology annotation, cellular component: mitochondrial inner membrane; nucleus.
UCCUCCCAAACUGCUUUCUGGAAUCGUUGUACUAGUUUCUGUUCCAUCCAGCUGUUCGCAUAGGCUGCCUGCCUCCUUGUCUUAGCAGUCGGUGUUAUUCAGGUAGAGUUUUUUGGUUUAUUUUAUAGUGUAAUGGUUAGGAAGAUGGGCUCUUGUGUCAUACCCAAGGUUUUGUCCUUGUCCUGUCAACUAGAAGCUCUCUUUUGGGGCUUUUCUUUUUCCCUCGGGGCUCUUGAGGAUUGCUUGAAGUAAUCUCGGCGGAGACGCGUGGGGGAGGCAGGGCGGAGCUGGAUCUAGCGGUGGCCAAUCACUGCUUAAGCUGAGGGGUGUUACGCCCUUCACGCCUGCGUCUUAAAAGGGCAAAGAAAGAGCGCUGAGAAGUCCACCCGUGGCCGGUUUUAUUUCUCUGGUUGCGAAUCCCAGGCCCUUCUGAGCGACUGUGAGAGGAAAGGGCGGUCAAAUUCCUAUCUUUCCUCAUACCCCGCCCCUCCCCGCUCCCAGUCACCACGGUGGGCCCGCGGGCUGGUGCGGCCCCUUUAAGACCUUCGGGUCGGGCAUUCGAGGUCAUCGGGUUCCCUCUGGCCCGCAGACCGCCUUCCUAUCCCGCUCGGUCUACGGUCCUCGGUCAUGCGGGCGCUGCGGGUCGGCCUAACUCUGGCGCUGGGCGCCGGGCUCGGCGCGGCCGCCGAAAGUUGGCGGCGGCGGCGGGCCUGCGCGCAAGUGGCGCCGGGACUUCUGGGCAGGCUGCCCGUGCUGCCCGUGGCGGCGGCCGAGCUGCCUGCGGUGCCCGGGGGACCGGCGGGUGGCGGCCCCGGUGAGCUGGCCAAGUACGGGCUGCCUGGGCUGGCGCAGCUCAAGAGCCGCGAGUCGUACGUGCUAUGCUACGACCCGCGCACCCGCGGCGCGCUCUGGGUGAUGGAGCAGCUGCGGCCCGAGCGGCUCCUCGGCAGUGGCGAUCGCCGCUCCUGCGAUUUUCGCGAGGACGACUCGGUGCACGCGUACCACCGCGCCACCAACGCCGACUACCGAGGCAGCGGCUUCGACCGCGGCCACCUCGCCGCCUCUGCGAACCACCGCUGGAGCCAGAAAGCCAUGGACGACACCUUCUACUUGAGCAACAUCUCGCCCCAGGUGCCCCACCUCAACCAGAAUGCCUGGAACAACCUGGAGAAGUACAGCCGCAGCUUGACCCACACCUACCAAAAUGUCUAUGUCUGCACAGGGCCGCUCUUCCUGCCCAGGACAGAGGCUGAUGGGAAGUCCUACGUGAAGUACCAGGUCAUCGGCAAGAAUCACGUGGCAGUGCCUACACACUUCUUCAAGGUGCUGAUCCUGGAGGCAGUGGGUGGGCAGAUUGAGCUCCGCUCCUAUGUGAUGCCCAAUGCACCUGUGGACGAGGCAAUCCCACUGGAGCGCUUCCUGGUGCCUGUCGAGAGCGUUGAGCGGGCCUCGGGGCUGCUCUUUGUGCCAAACAUUCUGGCACGGGCAGGCAGCCUCAAGGCCAUCACUGCUGGCAGCAAGUGAUGGCAGCAGCCUGGUGAGACCGUGGGUAUCCAGAUGUUGGGUGGCAUUAAACGUGGUUAUUUUUGGA